Messenger RNA from Anopheles merus, 2160 nucleotides. RefSeq names its product ankyrin repeat and LEM domain-containing protein 2 homolog. Gene Ontology annotation, molecular function: protein phosphatase 2A binding. The record is from RefSeq and is a predicted model, not a curated record. The coding region runs from base 341 to 1810 and encodes 489 amino acids. Lineage: Eukaryota; Metazoa; Arthropoda; Insecta; Diptera; Culicidae. Gene Ontology annotation, biological process: negative regulation of phosphorylation. Gene Ontology annotation, cellular component: endoplasmic reticulum. The transcript has 4 exons.
GUGCCCCAGGUGCCGAGGUUCAGUAUGGUUCUAGCCUUUGCCCGUGCCAGUAGCCGAACUAUUCUGUGGAAGCCAAUACAGUGUGCCGCGUCGUGUACAAGUGUUCCACAGCGACUUUGAGUGUGUUUGAGUGAGAGUGCGUUUGGGUUGGAAAAACGAACAACCGGGAUUGCGUUUGCUCACUCUUGCGAAGGUGUGGAAGCGUUACAGUUGGAUUGUUUCAUUCACCCCUAUCGUGCGCCCGUUGUGCAGUUUGUGCUUGCAAUCUCUGUCGCUGUGUGUUUUUAGUUUUUUGUUUUGUUUUCGUGCUUUGCAAACAAGUGUUAGCCCGACCAACAUCAUGCCAUUUUAUGCGCUUGUGCAUGCUGAAGGAGAGCCAAGCUCGUUCGACCAGAAGGAGGAAGCGCUGGCCGCCCUGCACGAAUCCCAGGAGGGGCAGCUCGUACCGUUCCAGGACAAACCAUCGCUGGACAAGUUUCUGGCCAAUCCGACGGACGGGUACGAGGCGCGCCGCGGGCCGCCGGGCAACGCGACCCAGCCGGUCAUCACGCACGAUACGCCGUCGCCGGCGCUGCAGCAACGGUUCAUCAAGGCGGUUGGGAUGGGCGACUUGGGACAGGUGAGCAGCCUGGUCCGCCAGGUGCCCGGACUGCUGAUCGACAGCACGGCCCAUCCGCGCCGGUUCGCUGCCGAGCGGCUGACCGCGCUGCACAUUGCCGCCCGGUUCGGUGCGAGCCAGGUCGGCGAGUUCAUCCUCGCGAUGAUCGCGUCCGGCGCCGUCGCCAAGGUGUACGCGGGCAGACGGGGCACCGUCGCGGACGCGGCCGUGCUCACCGUCCAGCUGCUCGACGACUAUCUGAACGGGGUGGAGAUGGACGCGGCCGAGACGCCGCUCCACCUCGCGGCCAAGUACGGCUGGAAGCCGAUGGUGCGCAUCCUGGUGGCGUACCCGCAGUGCGAGAUGAAGCGCAACAGCGGCGGGCAGUUCCCGCAGGACCUGGUGUGCGAGAGUGCCGCCCCGGAGCGCGGCACGCACGAGUGCCGGCGGGCCAUCGACAAGCUGCUGCGCGACUCGUACUUCGUGCCGCUGAUACGCACCGAGUCCAACGUCGAGCUGCCGUACAUUGGCGAGCCGUUCGCGCGCCGCCACCUGCCCGACCUGGGCAACGUGGGCACGAUCCGGAAGCUGCGGUUUCUGCGCAUCAUCACCGCGUUCGCCGGGCCGAUGACGCUGAGCGAGGCGCAAGCCUUCCGGCGGGAGUGGAAGACGCCGCCCCGCGUGGUCGUGCAUGCGGACGCGGGGCCCGGCGCACCGACCAGCAGCUACCAGUACCGGUGCGAGCUGACCGGCCGGCUGUACGAUCGGGCGCACCGGCACCAGGCGGCCGGGGUCGGCGAGCGGGCAUUUCGCCGGGCGCACGUCGACUGCGCGCUGGAGCGCAUCGGCCGCUCGCUCGCCCGUACCAAGGGCGUCCAGUGGAAGGAGUACUGGGCGUUCCUGGGCAGCUACCAAAACCUGAGCGACACGCAGGCACUGGCGAUCUUCGAGCGAUAUCUCGAACGGCAGGCGGCGGUGACGCGCGCCCGCCCGGACCACGAUCCGGACGCGAUCGGCGGCAAGCAGACGGAUCCGCAGAACCUGUGGGCGCUCUGCGCACUGCGCAACGUGUCGUACGACGAGAGCAUCUACCCGCUGGUGAGCCGCUGGCAGCGCAAGAUGCACACCCUCUACGCGGCGCUGCUGGGCAAGGACGGGGCCGAUGCGCAAUCGCCCAACGCGAUCGCGAACGUGGGCCGCAUCUCGUCCUAGGCGGUUGCGCUUGUUUGAUUCCCAUGUUGACAUUCCGAACUAUCAUCGAGCUUGCUGCAGCUGUGCAGCGCUUUUGGAAGAUUUAUUUGUUCUUUUUAUCACGUUUUGCAUUACUUGCUUCAUUCAUAUCGAUACAUUAAGCGUUAUAUUAUAUAAAGCCAAGGGAAAGAUUGAAAUGCAAUCAAAGCACAGGGAAUGAAGGCAGAAGAGCACAGUGGCUUACCUUUAUACGCACGACAUACUUACACAACAACCUGAAAACAGGAGUAGAUUUAAAAAACUUACGCGCGUUUAUGAAACUUUUGAAAACUCUUAAAUCGUUUAUUUCUUUAACAUAUAAAUUAUUUUCU